CGGUCAGUCCUGUGUUGGUAGCUGGUAGGUAGGAAGCUAACCGCUGGCUAACCUGCCGUGCUACCUCCUCCGCCUCUGAAGGCAGCUGAACGGAACCGUGAAUGAACCACGCAUCUCAAUGCAUCCCCUGUGGCCGCGAUGGCAGCGACAAAAACGACGGCGGCAGCUAGCCCCCUUUCUCGCCACUACAGGAGGAUGCUGAAGCUGUUUGGUGCACUGGUUAUCCUCGGACUGGCACUGGCGUGGAUCACCUCCUGGGUGCUGGACAGCUAUGACACGGCUUGGCAUCCUAAACGGAGCGUUCAGCAUCCGACUGUCGGUGAUGGAGCUGGAUCUAAAAGGAGUUCUCCACCAUUUCCCGGCGAACACUUAAGCAAUAUAUUCUGGUUUGUACAGGUGUCCGAUAUUCACAUUAGUCGAUUUCAUGACCCAAGGCGCAUCCCAGAUUUUGAAAAGUUCUGCACUGACACCAUUGAGGUGAUCAAACCGGCUCUUGUGCUUGCAACAGGGGAUCUGACAGAUGCUAAAACAGAGAGUAAGGUGGGAUCCCUCCAGCAUGAGGUGGAGUGGCAGGCCUACCACAACAUCCUAAAGAGGUCACGUGUGAUGGAGCGCACCAAGUGGAUUGACAUCCGCGGAAAUCACGAUGCUUUCAACAUUAUUUCACUGGACAGCAUCACCAAUUAUUACAGGAAAUACUCAGCCAAUCAGAAAGUAGGCUCUUUUCACUAUGUUCACAAAACGUCCUUUGGCAACUACUCCUUUGUGUGUGUGGAUGCUACCCUGACUCCAGGACCUAAGAGACCAUACAAUUUCUUUGGUAUUCUCAACCAGACUCAAAUGGACAUGCUGGACACGUUCAGAACUGAAAGUCUGAAAAGCAACCAGUCGAUCUGGUUUGGCCACUACACCACCUCCACCAUUGUUUCCCCUUCUCCAGGAGUUCGAGACAUAAUGAGAUCUGCAGUUGCAUAUCUGUGUGGCCAUCUACACACUCUGGGGGGCCUGAUGCCUGUCCUCCACAGCCGGCAUCCCCAAGGCACCCUAGAGCUGGAGCUGGGUGACUGGAUGGACAACCGCAGGUACAGGGUUCUGGCCUUUGACCAUGACCUGCUGAGUUUCUCUGACCUGAAGUUUGAGCAGUGGCCUGCAGUGCUCAUCACGAACCCCAAGGAUGCGCAAUACGUGCACCCAGGGGUGGAGCCACUGGGUCGAAUACGAAGGUCAACGCACAUCAGGAUCUUGGCUUUCUCAGAGUCCCCGAUCACUGCAGUGCAUGUGAGUGUAGAUGGGGAACCUCUGGGGAAAGGUCACUCUGCUGGAGGCCCUCUUUAUGUUGUGCUAUGGGAUCCGUCUCUUUACCUCACAGGACUGCACACAAUCAGAGUUAAAGUGGAGGACUCGGCAGGCCGGUCGUCAGUGCGGGAGCAGCAUUUUACUCUGGAGGAUGAUCUGACUCCCAGCUUCGGCUUUGUGCAGUCUUUCAUCCUCCUCACAGACCACUACAUCCUGGGCCGGGUGGCCUUUAUAUUCAUGAUUCUGCUGAAUGUUGGUCUGCUCCUGGCCUUCAGGUUUAUGCAUGUUCCCUUGGGCAGAGGAUUGGUCUCUCAAGCAUGUAUGUCACUUCACUUGGUCAGCAAAAUGGAUACUUUCUACUACUCUCUGCUGCUGUUCAAUCUGUGCACAGCCUUAGGCCCGUGGUUCGUAGGAGAGCUGAUUGAUGGCCACAGCGGUGCUUGCUUUGCCUUUGGAGUAUUCAUAGAUGGACACUUCCUGGAGGGCAGUCUCACUUAUGUGGUUGGAGUCAUUCAACUCCUCUUCUUCAACAUGCCCCUCACUUCUUAUCUCUGCUGGAGCCUCCACCACCGUUGCCGUGGCAACACCUUCCGAUCCCACUUCCUGCGGCCGGGCUGCCGCUGGAGGACUCUGGCUGUUCACCUGUUCAUGCUGCUGCUCCUCACCUGGCAGGCCCAUUCCUGUUACUUUCUCCUGGAGACCUACGGUCCCAUGGCCUUUUUCCUGUCUCCUGUCCGCACGUGGGCAUUAGGGCUCAGCCUGCUAUUGGUCUACCGCGCCUGGACAGGCCCCACCCCUCUCAUUCGUGACAACAGCAAGAGUGUCUCUCCCUCUUGACAGUAAUUGCACGGUACCACCACUGUUUCCCCUCAAGCCUGACUCUCAAAUAUAUUUUACUGUCUCUAUCCACGGCGAAAGCCUCAGUUUUCCCCGCAAAGCAGCUCCCUCCUUUCUUUCUCUCUUCUAUCCGAAGCCACUUCACAGUACAUCACUCACUAUCCUGUUUCUAGAUAGUGUUGUUUACUUAAUAUGCAUGUUAUUGUAAAGCACCGGCGAGCACAUUUCUGGCCAUAUUCAUAGCAAUGUGUACAGUCUAUAAAAAACAACAAAAAAAAAAAAACACCUUGGAUACAAAAGGGUAAAAAGAGCCAAUUUGAGCUAUGUGAAAUCUAGUCCAAUGUAUGCUGCUGUUGACAGUGUACUGUAUUAGAGCUGUUUUCUGCUGUGGUUUAAGCUGACUCAUUUAAUUGAGAUUUAGCACUUUUUGGAAGUGUUGCCUUGGCCAAAUGCCACUUCACCACUGCCAAAGGAUGAAUAAGAAGGAUUUCACUUUUCCUUUUCUUCUUCCCUCUAUAUGAAACCAUUUUCAUUCACUAAUGAAGGCUGGAUGUGCCAAAAUGAUUCUUGUGGCUAUCUUCUGACAACAGCUCACGCAAUUAAGAAAAGAUUAAACCUCAUUUUUUUUAUGCAGUAAGCGUUUCCUAACUCCCCAGCACAACGGUUAUGGUAACUCCUGCAAAGUUGAUACCAGUAAUGGAACCUAAACUAUCAUAUUCUUGAGUUAAUUUGACACAUAAUGACAGAUAAUCACAAGAAGGGAAGUACAAAUUAAUCAAGUACUGUAGCUGAUGUGUGUACAAGAGGUUAAUGAGAGCAAGUCUUCAAGUUAAACAACUGCCAGUACUGUUCAGUGUUCACAUUGGAAUAUUCAUAUCAAAACUUUAAUGCCAGUUUUUACCGAAACGCAGAGAAGCCGCCUCUACUUUUUUCAUGCUCCUUCAAACGUGACUACAGAAAGCAGCUGUUUGUUUCUCAGGAAUGUGAGCAAUUGAACAAAAAGCUGGUCCCAGUAGUAUUUCAGGACAAUGUUUUUAUACUCCAUAGUAGCUCAGUCAAGUAAAUCCAUGUUGAACAAUCCAAAUGAGUGGUGGCUAAAAAAAAAAAAAAAACAAAAUGAAUGUUUUAAUAGAUGUCUUGAAAGAUGAACCAGUGCUAUGCUGUUUUUAUUUAUUCAUUGUUCUAUAUUGUGUGAUUAUUAUUUUUUUCUUCCAUUUUAAACUGCACUGGAAAGUAUUCUUCACUGUUGGGAUGAGUGUGGUUAGAGAGAUUUUAGAGCUUUCCCUGUGUUGGAAGUCAAUCUGACAGGUUUGUGUGUGUGUGUGUGUGUGUGUGUGUGCAUCCAUGUUUUGUCUAUGUUGUUCAGAAUGUUAAUCUGUGGGAGCUGUAAACUAAGUCUUUAAGUCCUUUCCAGUCAGCAAUAGCAGUUGCCUGCAUUCCACAAGAACUAACAAAAAUGUGUUUUUUGUUUUUUUAAAUGAGCUGUGUGGAGAAAACUCAUAGUUUAAUACUAGAACAGCUGCCACACUGAAUAAAUUAAAAUAUGUGCUCUCUUGAUGGCGGCAGUUUAAUAACUUACUUUCCCCCCUCGCUGCACAGACAAGUCUUCAUUUGUACAGGAGAACCACUAAUUGUACAAUUCCAGGAAAAAGACUGAUGUUUGGAAAUUCUGGGCUUUUGUUAUUGGGGAGUACUUCUCUAAGGACACUCAGUACCUCAAGCUGUGCAAUCUGUCCACAAGGAGGCGGUAUUGAAUGAUUCUAAAUGAUCAUGACUAUGCUGCAUUUUACUUUCCCUUCAGAAUUAUGCAUGUGACUGUUUUUUGUUUUCCCCCCAAUCAACAAAGCAUCAGAGCUGCUUUUAAGGGACCGGUUUAUUGGUUUAAUGGCACUAAAUGAUUAUGUUAGCUAUGAGUCUGAAUGUGAUCUGUAUUUUACACAAGAAAAAGUGACUCCACUACCACUGCAUCUCUGACAAGGAGUGUACUGUAAUGUGUUCAAACACUGAAGCAUAUGAUUGAAUAGAUGAGUUUUACACCUGCCACAUAUUUUUCUUGUGACAACUGAAAUUAGAGCCAACCACUAUUUUAUUUUAUUAAUGGUUUCUAGUGCUGUGAAAUAAAAAUGUUCAUUAUAGUAAA
Molecule: messenger RNA, 4273 nt
Organism: Archocentrus centrarchus (flier cichlid)
Lineage: Eukaryota; Metazoa; Chordata; Actinopteri; Cichliformes; Cichlidae
Gene: tmem62
Product: transmembrane protein 62
Exons: 14
Coding region: 139-2133 (664 amino acids)
Molecular function (GO): hydrolase activity
Source: RefSeq, a predicted model, not a curated record